This is a messenger RNA of Prorocentrum cordatum, 2217 nucleotides long. The record is from the annotation of a GenBank genome assembly. Lineage: Eukaryota; Dinophyceae; Prorocentrales; Prorocentraceae.
AUGGGCGCGGUGAAGGUUGGUUUGAUCUAUGUGAACCCUGAGGGGCCUUUGAACGACCCGAACGAUUUGAACAGUGGGCAAAACCCAGAUCCUGAGAAGAGUGCCGUCGAGAUUCGGGAGGUGUUCGGCCGCAUGGGGAUGAACGAUUCUGAGACAGCUUCGCUGAUAGCAGGUGGCCAUGCUUUCGGCAAGUGUCAUGGUGCUGGCGUUAUGACGAGUGGCUUCGAGGGGCCGUGGACGACAACUCCUUCUCAAUGGACCAACCAAUUCUUGACUGGAAUGCUUGAUGAGGAGUGGGAGCAAGUCGCAACUCCAUCUGGGUCGGCGGUGCAGUGGCAGACGAAGGACAGGACCAGCAUCUUGGCUGGAACCAUGCGUCUGACAGCAGACUUGGCUCUUGUGAACGAUGAUGCGUACCUGGCGUUAGCGAAACAUUGGGUGUGUGACCAGCAGAAACUUGACAUAGCGUUUGCCGCGUCUUGGAAGAAGCUCGUGGAGUCUGGCGGUGGAUGGUUGCCCGUGGAAGACAGGAGGUGCGAGCCUGAGUCCAAGGGAACCAUGGCCACGCCGAUCACGCAGGCCACUUGUGCCACAGGUCCAGACUUCGCCGGCGCUGCUUUCUGCAAUCUGCACCUCGUAAGUUUUAGUGAUCGCAACCUGUUUGACCGUAAAGUCGCAAAUCUCAAGCACAUUGUUCGCAUUUGCGAUGUCGCGUGCUUCAGCGAGCUUCACGAGCGGGUGAUUUGCUACAUGAGUUGCACAGGCUUCAUGGGGAGGCAUUGCGAGAGCAGGACUUGCCUCCAGGUCACCGUGAUGAACCUUGAGAUCCAGGAGCAGCUCGAGCUGCUGGAGGCGCAGGGGAGGAUAGAGGCGCGCGCAAACGGGACCGGCUGGGACUACGAGGCGAUAUUCACCUUUCGAGCUGUUCUUCAUGGACGGGAAGCGCUCUGCAAGGGUGUUCGAGACUUACGUGGAGCACGUGCUGGACCAGUAUGCUGGAGAUAUCCCACCUGGCUGCAGCCGGGACGACGGCGUGCCAGCCUGUCCGUGGGAACUGCAGUCGACGUUCCAGCCGAAAGAAGGACUGCAAGGGCCGGUUACCACGGUGAACGUGCUGAAGGCUGGACACAGGGCCAUCUUCGGGGCCAGGAACUCGUCCCACCUCUACCAGUUCAACCUCAACUCAGGUCAGCCAGACAUCCAGUUUGGACGACACGCGCCGGGGACCUUGAGCGACUACGGAAUUCUUAUCGCUGGCACUGGCAAGGGUACAGUAACUUCAUCGGCAUUAAUGCUGGACGGGCAGCAAGGAGCAGUUGGCUACAGCGACGGGCAAAUUACGGUGUUCAACGUCGGCGACAUCUAUUACCCACCGAAGAGUUCUGUUCCAGGCGCUCACUCUUUGAUGGACAGCGCGGUGAACGACAUCGCCCCAAUGCCUUCGUGGUGUAUCGGAUGUUGCUUGCAAUGCACAACGGUUGGACGCUUAUUUAUCAGUACGGCAACGGCGGGAUCGUCCGCUUCCCGCGGAACUACACCACGAUGAAUGAGUCCAUCGCCUUGCGCCAGGAGAUGAUCCAGGAAGCGUACAACAUACGUUUUUCGAGAGGAAGCAAUCCCCCACCUCAAGACCAGGUCGAUCAGUUCUACGCGGAGAUUCCGGAAAGAAUUCGGAAAGAAUUUGGGAACUUGUCCUAUGAAAACGAGGUCAUCAAGGCAUCAUGGACAAAUGAACGCUACGAUUCACCUGUCAAUGCCGUCGUGUACGUGCCGAUCAGUACCAAGUUCGCCACUGCCCACGGGGAUGGCAAAGUGCGGUAUUGGCAAUCAAUGAGCGGCACCCAAUUGUACCAGAUGAAGGGUCACAAGGGGCCCGUCAACGCGCUGGCAGCGCACCCAACGAAGGAGAUGGUCGCGUCAGGAGGUCAAGAUGGCACCGUGCGCGUGUGGCUCUUCGAGGGAGAGGGCAAGGAAGUCAUGCUCUGGGACCAGAGCGAAGGAGGCCCCGUCCGCUCGCUGGCGUUCCUCCCCGGCGGGGUCGCCCUGAUCGCCGGCAGCGACGACGGCAUCCUCCGCAGGUACGACAUGAGAAGCGGGGAGCUUGUUUGCCGAACUGUCACCUACGCGGGGGCGACGACCUCCAUGUCGGCGGACCCCGAGAUGGUGGGCCGACUCGUCGUCGGCACGGCGGACGGCAGAGCGCUGGUCUACAAGUGA